AACGACUCCUCCUUUCCGUUUUCCUCUGAUUCUCGAGGGGUUUUAUUGGCGCCAGGCGCUCUCUCUCUCUCCUCUUCCUGUCAACUGAACUGGCGGUGAUGGGGGAUCCAAACCCUAGAAGAAGUUUGAGAUGUCUGCACUGCGCAGGUCCUCUCUCAAAGGAGAUGGAAACGAGCGAUUGGAAUGUUCCUCCGCUCAUCAGGGAUAGCUUUUGUAUGAUUGGGACUGCCGUUGGUGGCACAACAAGUGCGUUCUAUGGCUUCAACCAUGUGAUGCCAGUGGUUCGGAGGUGGGUUAAAGGACCUAUGUGGUUGCAUUUCCUCGUUGGUGCUCCACCUGUGAUGGUUUUCUCUUCAGCUUGUGCUGGGUUGGCAGGUGGUGCAGUUCCAGCACUUGCCCAACUUGCAUCUUCAUCUUACCAUGCAGCUUUCUCAUCUCCAUCAUUGCCAUCUCCAUCCUCACAGGACGAUCAGAUUCACAAAUCACGAACGUCCUCUACUCUAUAAUAUCCCUUCUAUAAGCACAAGAGAGAGCACUUUUGGUGACGCCCUUCAGGCAAUGGAGCCAUCCUCUUGUUCGCUUUUGUGAAUGGCUUCCUCGCCUUACACCAGAAACGCCUGGCUUGGACCCAUAUGUCCCCUGUGGUCUUGCUUCAAGAAUGGUUCUUAUGUAUGUAACAGAGCUAGGGAUUCCUUUCCUAUCAUUUAUACAGAAAUAUUCUUCCAGUUGAGAGCAUUAUCCUUUUUGGAGUAAAAUCCUUUUGACAUGCCUCUGUAAUGUGAUUUUGACACCGUAAUAAGUUACAGUAAAGAGAUGGGAUAUGUUUUCACCAAAAAAA
Molecule: messenger RNA, 838 nt
Organism: Rhododendron vialii
Lineage: Eukaryota; Viridiplantae; Streptophyta; Magnoliopsida; Ericales; Ericaceae
Exons: 6
Coding region: 99-506 (135 amino acids)
Source: RefSeq, a predicted model, not a curated record